Hydractinia symbiolongicarpus is the source of this 1061-nucleotide messenger RNA. Its product is annotated as protein SpAN-like. The transcript is spliced from 8 exons. Gene Ontology annotation, molecular function: zinc ion binding; metalloendopeptidase activity. The record is from RefSeq and is a predicted model, not a curated record. Gene Ontology annotation, biological process: proteolysis. Lineage: Eukaryota; Metazoa; Cnidaria; Hydrozoa; Anthoathecata; Hydractiniidae. Bases 119 to 1033 code for a protein of 304 amino acids.
GAGUAGCGUUUUUAUAUUUACAUCUCGCAGGUGUUUCAAUAGUCAGUGUAGAAAAAAUAACUCAAGCAUUCUAAUAAAACUUGUCAGAAGUUUUUACCUUUGCACUGAAGUGGAUAACAUGAUGGACAAUAACAUGCUGCUUAGCUUAUCCUGUUUUAUAUUGUUUGCUGCCAUGGCAACGUGUUAUCCUCCAAUGGAAGAUCCAAACCUAUUUGAAGGUGAUAUGAUUCUCAGUCCGGACCAAUUAGAAAGAAUCAAGAAAGGAGAAUUUAACAGAGAUCUCCCAUUAGCUGCAACUCGACAUCCAUGGCCCAAACUGAUUCCCUACGACUUGUAUGGACUAAAAACUAUUCCUAAAGCAAGAAAAGUUAUCGAAGAUGCUUUCAGAGAAUAUCAUAAAUACACUUGCUUACGAUUUAUUCCAAGAACAAAGGAAUUUGCUUAUUUACAGUUUCUUAACGGACAGGGCUGCUCGUCCAUGGUUGGUUACAAAAGAGGUAGAAAAAACACAAUUUCAUUGGGACCUAUCUGUUGGACAAAAGGGAUAGCCAUUCAUGAAAUCAUGCAUUCCUUAGGUUUUCAUCACGAACAAAGCCGACCAGACCGAGACAAAUAUAUCAGAGUGAUUGAUGACAAUGUCCUCAGCUACGCAACGGAUAACUUCAUCAAGUAUGGGGCUGACAAAGUUGACAGUUUGAACAGUCCAUACGACUUUUCCUCUAUCAUGCAUUAUAACGCAACUACAUUUGCCAAACAUGGCACCAAUGCUAUUGAGACUCUUGAUCCAACAAAACAAAAGCUGAUUGGCCAAAGAAUACGAUUGAGCAAAGAGGAUAUAUAUCAGAUUAACAAAUUGUAUCGAUGUGAUGAAGAGAAAUGGAUGACAACUCCUGUUAUACCAACUCUAGACCCAAACUGCAACGAUAUAUACCCUCACUGUGACAGAUACAAAUAUAGAUGCAAUUCUUCACAGACAGACGCCAUCACAAAAUGGGUGGCUCGUGAAUGUAAAAAAACAUGCGGAUUGUGUUAAAAAUGAUUUUGAUCAGACAAUAAUAGCA